This is a messenger RNA of Dreissena polymorpha, 4821 nucleotides long. RefSeq names its product endonuclease/exonuclease/phosphatase family domain-containing protein 1-like. Bases 1797 to 3548 code for a protein of 583 amino acids. Gene Ontology annotation, biological process: DNA repair. Lineage: Eukaryota; Metazoa; Mollusca; Bivalvia; Myida; Dreissenidae. The record is from RefSeq and is a predicted model, not a curated record. Gene Ontology annotation, molecular function: DNA binding; catalytic activity. Gene Ontology annotation, cellular component: plasma membrane. The transcript has 9 exons.
UAUUCUAUAGGCGUAAGGCGUAAAUUCAAGGGAACCAUAACUACUAAACGGAUUUUUUUCUAGAGAGUACUCAGGGAAAGAUAAAACGCCCAUUGUGCAAAGUUGAUUUCCUGAUUGGGAUUUAGAUAAUCUUAUCCAGAGAGAUAUCGAUGCUUCAGGAAAUCACGCAAACUCCCUGAAAUCAGAUAUCCAUGCCUUUAAUGACUUUGGAAGAUGAAAGGACUCAUACAUUGUCAACCGUGUAAACAUUAGUGGUGUAAUCGGUGUAAAUUUGACAUUGUCAACCGUGUAAACAUUAGUGAUGUAAUCGGUGUAAAUAUGGUUGAUGAACUCAAAUAUAGCAUGUGAAUGACCUUAUGAACUCAUACAUUGUAAACCGUGUAAACAUUAGUGAUGUAAUUGGUGUAAAUAUGAUUGAUGAACUCAAAUAUAGCAUGUGGAUGACAUACAGUGUAAACAUUAGUGAUGUAAUCGGUGUAAAUAUGAUUGAUGAACUCAAAUAUAGCAUGUGAAUGACCUUAUUUCAUAAUAUUAACAAUCAUGUGAAUACUGGUCGUGUACGUAAUUCCGGCCUGUACGUAAAAAAUCGGCCACCUGUGUUUAAUCAUUUUCAUGAUCUAAACACACAUGUUUUGAUAAUUUUUAGAAUAAUCAACUUGAAAACCAACCCUACUCUCAAUAUUUUGCAAAUUAAAGAAGCAUUUCACUGUAAACGUCUGCAUUAAAAUGUCUCAAACAUAACACAAGAUAUUUCUCUCAUGGGAAAAGUGACGUCAUUAGCCAAUGCAAAAAAUUAUAAUUAUAUAAGAAACAAAUAUAUUUGAAAAAAUUAUUAUUAUUUCUCUCUGAUAAACUUUUAUUAAGGUAUUUUUUAAUUAAUUGUAUAAAAACAUACAUUUAAAACAAAAAAAUCAGGACCUAAAUAUAAACUUUUAAUAUAUGAAUUACCUCCCUUGAUUUGAAUAUUAAUAGUUUACAUGUUGUAAAAUUAAAUAUAAGCGUUUACUAAAAAUCGACACUAAAGUCAACUUUUUAAACAAAAUGUUUUUACUUUCUUAGCUAUGUUAGUAAAAAUUGAUUAAAACUAUUGAAAAUAAAUAUUUUUUAUGAAUUUGCAGUUCCCCAUUAACCGUGCAGGCCUGUUAUUAUUUAAUAAAAUAGGUAGGGGGAGUAACUGGUAUAAAAACGUCGCAUAUAUGUUAAGUUUCAAGUCAAAAAUUGUGUUUGUGUAAACCUUUAUUAAUACUCUUAAAAUGAGGACAUUCGUCUAAAGAUAUUGCUUUGUAAUUGUACCUGCAGAUUAAACUGAAAAGUGGCCGAUUUUUUAGGUACAAUUGCCCUACGAAAAUUGAUAGUUUAUAUGUCAUUAAUUACUGUUCAUAAAAGUAACAUACACUGAUCUAAUUCUAUUGAAAUUUUCAUGCUAGGUGAGUUUUGAACCCAGGAUUAUAUAUGUGAAGUUUAGUUUCAACCAGUUGCCUAAAACAAAAGAUUUUGUUAAAAUAGUCCCAAAAGUGGCCGGAAUUACGUACCCGACCAGUAGUCUUAUUUUCAUUUGGCCAAAGUUUGAAGAUGCUAUUGAACUUACGCGUGGUAAUGCACGAUUUAGAUAUGUUUUUUUAUGCAGUAAAAAAGAAGUUCCAAAAAUGAAACUUGAAUUGAAAAUGGAACCACAAAGUUCCAUUUAAGUAUGGUAAAAUAUUCAAAACUGAAGCUCAGGGAAUUCAAAGUAUAAAUUCCGGUCAAAAGUGAAAACACAAACGACAGUAAAAACAACAAAACAACAACACAUAAGAAUGGGGGGUAUGAACAGUUGUUGCAUUCCGAAGAAAAGCGGAAUUGAAGAUGAUGAAACAAAGAAGUCAAGUUUUCGUAAGCAUCGAAGGCAACUUAGUGCGACUUUCAACAUGGCGGUUUUGGGAGAAGAAAAAGAAGAACUUGUAAAAAAUAAACUUGAUAUAAAUACAGCGACAGAAGAGGAACUAAUGACCUUGCCUGGUAUAAACCGUGAAACUGCCAAAAAGAUAGUGGAUUAUCGUAGACAGAUCAAGGGGUUUAAGGUGAUCGAAGAUUUAGCGCUAGUUUCAGGUGUUGGUGCGGUAAAAUUGAAAGCGAUUCAGCACGAAAUAUGUCUGAAAACAGACGAUGACGGAAAAGGUGACAAUUUUGAAGCUUCCUUAAAUGGGGUUAUUAAAAAGGAAAGUAAAUCAGUGAUUGUUCACUUGAAUUCGUCAAAUGUGUUCCAGUUGAUGAAAGUUAAAGGAAUAGGCCAAACUUUGGCUGAAAAUAUAGUCACGUACAGGGAUAAAAAGGGACCAUUUACGAACAUCGAUGACUUGAUAAAAGUGAAGGGUAUAGGGCCAAAUGUUUUAAGUGCAAUUAGGCCACAGUUGACAUUGGACGAAAACCUUGCUACAGACAGUGUGUCUUAUGCUUCAUCGAAAAAGUCUUCAAAUUUAAAUUUCAAUACCAGUGCAAUACCUAGCAGAACGUCAGACAUUUCUUUACAUUCUCGCAAUAAUUCCCAUGACCCGGCUGUUGAAUUUUCAAAAGGAUCUUUAGAAAACUUGGUGGACAAAUUGGGGCCAUAUUCACAAAAACCGUUACGGCCUGCAGUGGAAUUCCCAACGUUUAAGUGCAAUAAUCGUAAAGCUGUUCGCAUUGCCUCGUGGAAUCUGCAGUGUUGUUCUUCUGAGAAAGCAAAUAACCCAGGGGUACAAGAUGUCGUGUGUAUGACCAUCUUGGAAAAUGGAUUGAGCAUUAUAGCUGUACAAGAACUUGCAGACAAGGAGGCCUUGCAAAAGAUAUGCGAUGAGCUCAACACACCCACCCUGCCUAACAACCAGAAAUGGGCAGGUCAUCGUGGCAAAUGGAGGUGUGUCAUUUCAGAGUCAACGGGUCGCAUGUACAUGAGUAACGAGUACAAUGGAUUCCUGUAUGAUGAAAUGCAGGGUGUUGCCCUUGUUAGCUCAACCCUCCUGGCCAUGGACAAGAAACAGAAACCCUUCACCCGACGACCUUUCAUUGCUACGUUCAAGAUCAGCGGUUUUGACUGCGCACUUGUAAGUGUACAUCUGAAGGCAACCGGUCUGGAGAAUGAGGACAUCGGUCGACUGCAGGCAGAGAUUGACAAUAUCCCCAGCCUUAUAGAGGCCAUUAGGACCGCUCUGCCAGGGGAAAAUGAUAUUAUACUGCUUGGUGACUUUAACCUGUCUCCAGAUACCAAAGAUUUUGAUGAUCUUCGAAAUCUAGGCUAUCACAAUUGUAUUGCCGACGGUGUCUUCACAAACAUAAGCGACGCCAACAAAAAAGGCAGCAAGACAUACGAUAACAUCUGGAUAUCUAAACAGACAAAACAAGUGUUCACUGGUCAAUGUGACGUCGUGAGAGAGGGCCUGUCCAGUCCAUGGAUCCCCAAGGGCUGGACGUGGGGCGGAGUCGUGAGUGACCACUGUCCAGUGUGGGCCCAGUUCUACACGGGCCGUGACCUUGACACUGGAGACCUGAAGAUCGGACCAGAGGUCAUUAAAUUUGCACUGACUGACUGAAGUUUUUUUUAAAAGAUUAGAAUAUUACACAUGUAACUCUGGUUAUGUGACAGACAUCACUGAUAUCGAAUUGGUGAUGCAAUUCUUCAAACAGUAAACAGUGAAAAUAUUCCACACUUUUCAUUAUGUUAUUGCUGUGAAAAUUGCUAUUUAAACUACUUGACCAAGAGAAUAUUUCUGAUAUUAAAACACAAAAAUGUUCAAUCGCUGGUCAAUUUUGUCUUAUUAGUUUAUUAUUGGCUUCCAUUUUUAGCUCAUCUAUUUUUUGAAAAAAAAUUAUGAGCUAUUGUCAUCACCUUGGCGUCGGCGUCGGCGUUGGCGUCCGGUUAAGUUUUGCGUUUAGGUCCACUUUUCUCAGUAAGUAUCAAUGCUAUUGCAUUCAAACUUGGUACACUUACUUACUAUCAUGAGAGGACUGGGCAGGCAAAGUUAGAUAACUCUGGCGUGCAUUUUUACAGAAUUAAGUGCUCUUUUUAUACUUAGAAAAUUGAAAAUUUUGGUUAAGUUUUGCGUUUAGGACCAUUUUAUUCCGUAAGUAUCAAAGCUAUUGCUUUCAUACUUGCAACACUUACUAACUAUCAUAAGGGGACUGUGCAGGCAAAGUAAUGUAACUCUGACUAGCAUUUUGACAGAAUUAUGGGCCCUUUUUAUACUUAGAAAAUUGAAAAUUUGGUUAAGUUUUGUGUUAAGGUCCACUUUAUUCCUACAGUAUCAAAGCUAUUGCUUUUAUACUUGCAACACUUAUUAACUAUCAUAAGGGGACUGUGCAGGCAAAGUUAUGUAACUCUGACUCGCUUUUGGACGGAAUUAUGGGCCCUUUAUACUUAGAAAAUUGAAAAUUUGGUUAAGUUUUGUGUUUUGGUCAACUUUACCACUAAAGUAUCAUAGAUAUUGCUUUCAUACUUGGAUCACUCGCAAACUAUCAUAAGGGUACAGACAAGUUGCAUAACUCUGGUUGUCAUUUUUACGGAAUUAUGGCCCUUUUUUGACUUAGUAACUUUGAAUAUAUGGUUAAAUUUUGUGUUUCGAUCCACUUUACUUCUUAACUAUCAAGGCUAUUGCUUUCAAACUUCAAAUACUUUCAUGCUAUCAUGUGGUUACUGUACCUGGCAAGUUGAAUUUUACCUUGACCUUUGAAUGACCUUCACUCUCAAUGUCAAAUUAUUAAAUUUUGCUAAAAUUGCCAUGACUUCUUUAUUUAUGAUUAGAUUUGAUUGAUACUUUGACAAAACUACUCUUACCUGACAUACCACAAUAGACUCCACCCAAACCA